Messenger RNA from Lingula anatina, 1930 nucleotides. RefSeq lists its product as uncharacterized. NCBI's taxonomy places the organism in Eukaryota, Metazoa, Brachiopoda, Lingulata, Lingulida, Lingulidae. The record is from RefSeq and is a predicted model, not a curated record. Gene Ontology annotation, biological process: sleep; positive regulation of voltage-gated potassium channel activity; regulation of synaptic transmission, cholinergic.
UAAAUUCAUAUAAACUUGUCUCCUAAUAAUAAUUUAUAAAUAAUUGAUUAACACCGUCUAUUAUAACUGAAUUACAGACGACUGUUAAUAUUAAAAUGCACUAAAAUAAUGAAGCACGUUAAUAUUUUUUUUACUGACAUUUGGAUGUACAUUGGUAAAGUGUCUACCAAAAUAACUGUAAUCUUAUGUUUUUUAAAAAUAUUUUAUUAUAGUUUAAUUAAGGCAUAGGAGGCUGUAAAUUGCCAGCGUCUGAUAUAGAAUAUACUCAUUUUAUUAAGAUUUAUGAUUUUCAGUGAAAUUGCUUUAAAAUCUGGUGUACAUACAGCAUCAGUAAAUGCUAAGUUCUGCAUUCCAAUGUUAUCAGACGUAUUCACAGGUAAUUAGUGCGACAAAAAAUCCAAAUCCGGGUCCUGCUCCUUUUAUUAGCACAGCUUGUCACGCUAACCCUAACCUGUAUGAAUUUAAAUAAGCAAACGGACUCUCUCUUUCACAGACCCUCAUUUUUUUAAAAUACGGAUAAUCCACAGAGAAGGAUAACACAGUGUUAGCAUAACUGGAUAGAAAUGUUCGAUACCCUGUAUGUACACGUAUAUGUACCCCGUAUGCACGUGUAUUAUUUUGGACACGUCCAAAUGGAUGUUGCAUUGGGACAGUCAUUCUACAGAAAUACGACAUACAUUACUUUCAUUACUUAAUACUCUGAUUUUGUCAAUCCAUUAUUAUCAUAUUAUGAAAUGUCAUUUUUUUUUCAAAUCAUCAACUGUCCCAAGAUUAUCGAAAAUCAAAUUCGUUUAACGAAAAAAUUUCAGACUUUAUUUGGGCUUUUACCGCCUGUGGUGAAAUUUUUGUACGAGAAUAAAUUAAAGUUGACCAAGUGAAAUGAAACAUUUUUUUUGUGAAAUAACAAAGUUAUUUUUGUUAUAAUAAUCUGUUUAAGUCUCAGUCUUCUUCAAGCGGUGUUUUCAUGGAAGAAUGCCAUCUUUGUGGAAUUCCUUGCAACAACAGCAACAACAACAGCAAAAAAUAGUUUUAAUAGAUAUUUUAUUUCAGUUUCUCUUUGAACUUUUAAAUUAAUCGCGUAUAUGUACGUGUUUAUAUGUUUACAUUAUAUGUUGCUGAUUUUAGGUGUCCAAAGAAACAGGAACAAUGUCAGCCAGGCAGAUUUUGUCAAUAUUACUGUUUCUCGCUAUCAUUAACGUUGCGUAUGCGGUACUGUGCUAUCAGUGCAACAGCCGUGACCACCCAGACUGUGGGGACGACCCUUUCAGUGGACUUAACUUAACCACGACCAUGUCCUGUGUCCGAUGUAAGAAGUGGAAACGAUUACAAGAUGGAUCAACAUAUAUCGAACGUGGCUGUGAUACUUCAGGGAGAUGGUCAUACAUAAACGGCUGCUUAUAUAAAUACAAAAGUGGCAGCACUGCGUUUAGCGGAUCCCGGAGUGGACCAAACACAGGCGCCAUGCCUUGGAUCUCGGGGACCGAGAAUCACGAAUGUUACUGCGAUACUAGCCUAUGUAAUCGAGGCUCUGACCUUCACACUAAGGUCACCUUUGUCGCCAUUCUAGCGUUUUUCAUCAGCGUUUUUGGUCUGUUCUAAGUUAAUGUUCAUUUUGUAUAUAACCUUCAUAGUGUUGUAUGAGUACAUGUACUGGUGUUACGAAACUGAGGGUCCGCGUAACAGAAAGUCUGCCCUUCAUAUACAGUGUACUGUAAUUACAGUGGUGAGGGUUAGUCUGACCUGAGUGGGUCAAAAUCUAGGGCGAAAUCAUGGUGCAAAUAAUGGGAAGCGAACAAUCUCUAUCAUGGUUGGACUCUCUGUCUCCCUACACCGGCACAUGUGUACAUAUAUGAUUUAGGGCGCAUUCCCAUAGAUUUUAGAUCGAUCUAUCCCCGUGGGGAGUCUCACUAGAUUACUGUCAGAUAAUCCG